This is a messenger RNA of Acytostelium subglobosum LB1, 834 nucleotides long. RefSeq lists its product as hypothetical. NCBI's taxonomy places the organism in Eukaryota, Evosea, Eumycetozoa, Acytosteliales, Acytosteliaceae. The transcript has 3 exons. The record is from RefSeq and is a predicted model, not a curated record. The coding region runs from base 1 to 834 and encodes 277 amino acids.
AUGUUGGACGACGAUGAAGUGGAUAUCAUGUGCCUGGGUAUGAGUUGUGUCAGAUUGUUCAAGGUCUUGAAUGCUAUGCCACAGUUCUCACUGGAGAAGAAGGAACUCAGUUGGAUCAGUGAUGCAUUUGAUCGUUGGUUCAGAUCAACUACACAGUUCGAAGAGAGUCAGACUCAUUCAGCUAAUGACAACUUGUUGAGAGUAGUUGAUGGCAUCCCAUCAGUCGCACUUCCACCAAACAUCACAAGACUACGAUUCGUAACACAUUUCAACACAUCACUACCACCUGGCCUACUUCCAGACUCCAUCACCUCGCUAACCUUUGGUGAAGACUACAACCAAGUGAUCAGACCUCAUGCUUUGCCCAGCUCACUCAUCAACAUAUUCUUUGGUUUCAACUUCAAUGUGAUGAUCAUACCUGGUUCAUUGCCAGACACACUACGCACACUAGUCUUUGGCUUCGACUACAACCAAGCAUUCGAGCAAGGCUCACUUCCAUCUGGACUCACAUCACUGACUUUUGGAUUCAACUUCAAUCAAUCAGUGUGUGACAACGAGGUCGUCUACCUCCCAAGCUCACUCACAUCCUUGGACUUUGGUGCAUGUUUCAAUCAACCUCUGACAAGGCUGCCACGGUCACUCAUAUCGCUCGGGCUUGACGCAUGCUUCUCCAGUCGUGUCACACUCCCGCCAAAGGUGUCGAGACUCAGCGUGGCCUUCCUCUUCCAGCUCAAACCUUUGCUCAAGACUGCAACAUCACAUCUCAAAGAUAAUGAUGCAUUCUCAUCAAUCGAAUCAAAAUGUCAAUACAUCUCCGGCUCGAAAGAUCAUUAA